Messenger RNA from Canis lupus familiaris (dog), 1355 nucleotides. RefSeq names its product purine nucleoside phosphorylase (gene PNP). The transcript has 6 exons. Gene Ontology annotation, cellular component: cytoplasm. The coding region runs from base 106 to 975 and encodes 289 amino acids. Gene Ontology annotation, molecular function: purine-nucleoside phosphorylase activity. Gene Ontology annotation, biological process: nucleoside metabolic process. NCBI's taxonomy places the organism in Eukaryota, Metazoa, Chordata, Mammalia, Carnivora, Canidae. The record is from RefSeq and is a predicted model, not a curated record.
GGAGGGGAGAGGAGGGCGGGGCGGGGCGGGGCGGGGGCGGGGCUCUGGGGCCGGGGCUCUGGGCCCUGCGCCCUGCCGGAGUCCCGGGAGAGCGGCGGCGGCACCAUGGAGAGCGGAUUUACGUAUGAAGACUAUCAGAACACCGCCAAGUGGCUUCUGUGCCGCACCAAGCACCGGCCGCAGGUGGCGGUCAUCUGUGGGUCCGGGUUGGGAAAUCUGGCGGACAGACUGACGGAGGCCCAGAGCUUUGACUACAGCGAGAUACCAAACUUCCCCCGUAGUACAGUGCCGGGUCAUGCUGGUCGGCUGGUGUUUGGGUUCCUGAAUGGCAAAGUCUGCGUGAUGAUGCAGGGCAGGUUCCACAUGUAUGAAGGCUACUCGCUCUCGAAGGUGACGUUCCCCGUGAGAGUUUUCUUCCUCAUGGGUGUGGACACCCUCGUGGUCACCAAUGCAGCCGGAGGACUCAACCGUGAGUUUGAGGUUGGAGAUAUUAUGCUGAUCCGUGAUCACAUCAACCUACCAGGCUUCAGUGGUUGGAACCCCCUUCAAGGGCCCAAUGAUGAAAGGUUCGGAGUCCGUUUCCUUGCCAUGUCUGAUGCCUAUGACCGGGACAUGAGGCAGAAGGCUCACAGUACCUGGAAACAGAUGGGGGAGCAGAGAGAGCUGAAGGAAGGCACCUAUGUGAUGGUGACAGGCCCCAGCUAUGAGACCGUGGCCGAGUGUUCCCUGCUGCAGCAGCUGGGGGCAGAUGCUGUUGGCAUGAGCACGGUGCCAGAAGUCAUAGUCGCGAGGCACUGUGGACUCCGGGUGUUUGGCUUCUCUCUCAUCACUAACAAAGUCAUCCUGGAUUAUGAAACCCGGGAGAGGGUGAAUCAUGAGGAAGUGCUAGAGGCGGGGAAACAAGCUGCACGAAAACUGGAACAGUUUGUCUCCCUUCUCAUGACCAGUAUCCCACCUCCCAGCAAAGCCGGCUAACCGGCCGUGCAGCGCCUGGCCUCCCCCUAUGGGAUCCAGCGCCUACUACCUACUUGGGCCCUUGCGGGGUCCCGUGCCUCUGUCCUUAAGUAGUAGGAGAAAGGAGAGGAGGAUCCCCGUCUUUCGCCCUCCCCGUUGCUGUCACCCCCCUUCUUCUCCGAGAGCUAGUGCCAAGGCCUGCCUCGCACACGCCCGGGCUGGUGAGCCUGUUGAGCUUGGCGCGGUAGCUACUGCUGCCCUUUAGAGACGCGCUUUCACAUUCCCGGGCCCGUGGUGCCCCCUGCAAAGCACCAGAGCCCGCACAAGGGCCGGUCCAGCCCAAUACCUCGUGGGCUUUAAUAUCACUGUAUUCCGAGAAUAAAAAGAAGGAUGAAAUGGCA